Molecule: messenger RNA, 2418 nt
Organism: Schistosoma guineensis
Lineage: Eukaryota; Metazoa; Platyhelminthes; Trematoda; Strigeidida; Schistosomatidae
Source: the annotation of a GenBank genome assembly
AUGUCCUUGGGAUUUUCGUCUUCCAUUGGUCAGUCAACCAAUGUGGAGCGGAAGCUGGAGAAUAAUAAAUUGAAAAACUUUGGUUUUCUUGUGCCACACAUAUCUGAGUUUGAGUAUGAAUUACAGGAGCUUUUAGUUGAGAUUGAUAUGCUCAUUGAGAAGAAGAAAUGUGAGUGGGAAAAAGAUCUUAAAGCCCUUGAAAGAAAGCUGUCGAUUAAGGUGUCUGAAAACGACAGGCUUCAGGGUCUUGUUAACGAAAAAGAAAGGGAUCUACAAGAUGCUUUUAGGCGCCUUGAAAUGGUUGAAUCCAAAGAUCCAAGGAUUUGUUAUGGCAAGCAGAUUGAGGAAUUAAGUCACAAGGUUGAUGCAAUGAAAGCUAGUUACAGUAAUCUCCAAAGGAAAUAUCAAAAGCAAUUAGUUGCAGAAAAAAGUGAUUUCUCAAUGCAUCUACGUAAUUUAGAGACUGAAAAUGAAGCUCUGAAAGCCGAUUACGAGAGAUUAAGACAAAAAAAUGAACAAAUUAUUUCAUCACUGAAACAACAGUUGGCUGAUCAAAAAAAUAGCACACUUGAUAUUCAGAAACGGUAUGGUGAAUUGCAAUCUCAAUUUGAAAUAAAAUUACAAGAGGAAACCAAUCAAAAGAAUAAUAUUAAAGAGAUGAAAGAAGAGCAUCAGUUAGCCAUCGACAAACUUAGUAAACAGUUAAAUGAUCAUAAAAAUACAAUUAAGCUUCAGGCCGAAGAAUUAAUGAUUACCAAAGCAUCACUCACAAAUAAAAUUUCGGAGAUUCAUCGCCUUCCUCGUGAAGCUGAAAUGAAAAAGUCAGUUAUCAAUGGUUCUCAGAAAUCUGUAAAACGUCAAGAAAAAACCAUGGCAAAGCGUUUAAACUUGCUGUUACAUCGAAAACACAAUUCAACACCCAAUAUAUCAGUUAAACAUGGACAAACUUCACCUACUGACUUAUCAUCACCAUUACAACAGUUACAGCAGGCUCUCAGUGAUCAAGAAGAAAUUACUCAUAAAGUUAAGUACUUGGAAAAUCAACUGAGUGAAGCUAAUAAUACCCUCAUAGAUAAAAUGUUAGAAAUAAGUCGACUUGAAAAUACAUGUCAAGUAGCGUCUGCUACAAUUCGUCGUCUAGUGGAAUCCAAAGCAUAUUCUAAUGGACAAACUAAGUCCCUGAAAACUUCCAUUGAUGAAGCCCGUGAAAGAGUGGGGAAUUUUGAAAGAAAGCUUUCUUUAGUUGAAAAGAUUCAAGCAUCCAGAUCAUAUGAAAUAAAUCAGACGCCAAGACAUUGUACUUCAGAUGAAGGUGUACAAACAAGCGACUAUUUACUGCCCAAUGAUGGACCAAUCAAAGUAACACCUACUUUAACCUUCAAUGAUACGCAGUCAACAAAUCUCACUUCGUCCAACUCAUUAACAAAUACGGAAGAGUUGAAUAAAAUACCUAAUAAUUAUUGUGCUGAUCUUAAUUCAACACUAUUUAUCAAUCAAUCAAAUAGUAAUAUCCAUCGUAAAACUGUUAACGCUCCAGUAGAUCUAGUCAAUAAGCAAAUUGAAAUGGAAGUCAAUCACUCUCAGGCUCAAAUUAAUCAAGGAAACAAAAACUGUCCGAAUUUCAAACAAGAUUUUCACAGUAACAUCAAUUUACUUGCUAACUCUACGGAUGUUUGUAACGAAUCUAAAAAUUCUGAACAGUCAGUAGAAAUUACACCAAACAAAAUAUUUAAAAAUAAAGAUGAAAAACAAAUUUUUCCACCCGGUGAAUCUGAUGUUGUUGCAUCAUGUAAACCAAUACCAUCGGCACGCUUUAAAUUGUUGUCACCCUCAGUUAAAUUUUUGGAUGAUAAUAAUAAUGGUAUCAAUUCAAACGAAAAUGGAUUAAUCGAUUUAGAUAAGCAUGACUAUGCUGCUGUUUUAGAACCCACACUAUUGACGUUAAAUUCACCAGUUUCUGAAAUAUCAAAAUUUGCCAAAAUCAAUGAAACUAUUAUUGAUUCAUUUCCAAAUUCAUGUUUGAAUUAUUCUACUGAUUCAAUUAGAAUUGUAUCCACAUGUGUUCCACACUUCUCUGUUUUCACACAAGAUAGUACAUUUGUUGAAUCAGAUACGAAUUUUCAUUGUUAUCAAUCAAUGAAUUUGUCAAGUGAAGAACAGUCAUCAUCAUUUGAAAAGAAGUCAAAUCUUCAUCUACCAUCAUAUUGUUCAACAUUCAUAUCACCAUCAUCAUCAAUAUCAUUAUAUCACUCUCAAAUUAAUCAUAAUAGUUUAAAUGAAGAAGAUACAAAUGUUUAUAAUUUAGCUGCACAAUUUUUAGUGGAUGAACAAAAGCAUUCCAUGUUAUUAGAACAAAAAAUUGAUGCACAUUUAAAGUGUUUAGAAGAACAUGCUGGACAUUUAAAUGAAUUAUAUUAA